Messenger RNA from Petromyzon marinus (sea lamprey), 1460 nucleotides. RefSeq names its product WT1 transcription factor (gene WT1). Gene Ontology annotation, cellular component: nucleus. Lineage: Eukaryota; Metazoa; Chordata; Hyperoartia; Petromyzontiformes; Petromyzontidae. Gene Ontology annotation, biological process: regulation of transcription by RNA polymerase II. Gene Ontology annotation, molecular function: RNA polymerase II cis-regulatory region sequence-specific DNA binding; DNA-binding transcription factor activity, RNA polymerase II-specific. The record is from RefSeq and is a predicted model, not a curated record.
CCACCGCCGCCGCCACCGCAGUCCUGCAAUCAGCCGCAGCAUCCAGGCCCCAUGGUGGCAGCGGCUCAGUCGCUGUCCUCCAUGGCUAUGGCCCCGUCGAGUCAAGCCAGGCUGUAUCCGGGAGGGGGAUACCACCUCAACCCCUGUCUGGAGACGUCGAGCAGAGGGCAGGUGAACGCCGGCUACCCGGCGAUGAGCUACGAGAGCCCGAGCCAGUGCUACGGACCCAACCCGGGACAUCCACCGCCGCAGUUUCCGUCCCACUUCUUCAAGCACGAGGAGGCUAUCGGGCACCAGCCACCCCCUUUCGCACCGGAGCAGCAGUUCUCCAUGGCACCCAUGUACGCGUGCCACGGCUCCCCCGAGAUGAGUUGCGCCUCCAGCCAGGCCAUGCGUCUCAAGAACUCCUCCGCCUCCUACAACGGCCACCACGCAUCUGGGUACAGCACGGACACGACGAGCAGCCAGUUCCUCUACAGCACCCAGUACCGCGUGUGGACCCACGGCAUCCAGCAGGGAAUGCGUCGCGUGUCGGGGGCCGCCAGCGGCGCCCUCACCCAGGCCGUGGGGGCUCCGUCCGGCCGGGGCCGUGCCGACAGGAGGCCCUACAUGUGCAACUACCCGGGCUGCAGCAAGCGCUACUUCAAGCUGUCGCACCUGCAGAUGCACUGCCGCAAGCACACAGGGGAGAGGCCCUACCAGUGCGACUACAAGGACUGUGGCAGGCGAUUCUCUCGCUCCGAUCAGCUCAAGAGGCAUCAGCGAAGGCACACAGGGGUGAAACCAUUCCAGUGCAAAAUGUGCGAUCGCAAGUUUGCCCGGUCUGAUCACUUGAAGACCCACACGCGGACUCAUACAGGUAAACCAAGCGAGAAGCCCUUCGUCUGCCGCUGGCCAAACUGCCAGAAGAAGUUCGCCCGCUCCGACGAACUCGUGCGCCACCACAACAUGCACCAGCGCAACGUCGCCAAGCUGCAGCUGCCCAUCUGAGGGCGCCCGGGGAAAGCGGACAGACCGUUCCCUCGCAAUGUCCCCAGCGGGAAAGCCAUGCGAGGUGCCCAGCGAGGAGGGGAAGGCUCCUUCACCACGGCUACCUGGAAGGCGAAAGAAGGCGCAAGGCGGAGCCCCGUUGGGUCGGCCCGCACGCCACCUCUUUCGGAAGUUAGUUUUUGUGCGUUGGUGUCAAUGAAUUCGGAAGAGUUGGGGCAACCCCCCCUCCUUGUCCCCCUCCACACUCCCACAGCAAAAUGAUUUGUCUCUUACGGCUGUGCUCCCCACUGCGGGUUUCAGGUGCAGCGGUGAAGGGAGGCGGUGUCCUGUCCAACAGUAGAUAAAAUAUAUAAUGUUACAGCUCUUUGUCAGUCCACUGCUGGAUGAACACCUUCAUUACGCCGUGUCGGUCAUGGGAGUUGUGUGGCCAUACUUCACUACGCUGGCCCGUGCUGUUUGGCGAAGAGGGA